AUGAAGCUGUCUGCUAUUACACUCCUGGCUCUAAGCUCAGGUGCUGUCUCUGCUCCAGUUGCCGAGCCUGGUAGGGAGGUCUACUACCCUGAGUACAAGCCCGUCAAGGGCUGGGGAGAACAUGGCGGGCCUGGAAAACCUAAGCCAUAUGAUCCCGACUAUGGUGUAGGGAAGGCGAAGCCUCACAAACCAGAACCUUGGCAUCAGCCUCACUACCCGCCAAAGCCUCACCAUACUCCUCCCAAGCCCCACAAGCCUGAUCACCCUGGAAAGCCUGACUAUCCCAAGCCGGAAAAGCCAGACCAUCUAAGCAAGCCCCAUAAGCCGUGGGAGAACAAGCCUGGCCAGCCUGGGAAGCCUCCUCACCCGCCCCCUAAGCAUCCUAAGCCGGAACCUCACCAUCCUCCUCCCAAGCCGCACAAGCCUGAGCCUCAUUACCCACCUAAGCCUCAUAAAACUGAUCACCCAGAAAAGCCCAACCACCCCGACAAACCUGACUAUCCUGAACCCGGCAAACCUAGCCACCCAGGAAAGUCUGACUACCCAGGUGGUAAGCCAGACCAUCCAAGCAAGCCUGAACAUCCAGGAAAGCCUGACUAUUCAGGACCUGGCAAACCUGAUUACCCGGGUAAACCUGAUCAUCCCGGUCCUGGUAAGCCUGACUAUCCUCAACCUGGAAAACCAGAUGGUCCCGGUAAGCCAACAGGACCAGGCAAGCCUGAUAAGCAUUCUACUUAG
Molecule: messenger RNA, 738 nt
Organism: Fusarium musae
Lineage: Eukaryota; Fungi; Ascomycota; Sordariomycetes; Hypocreales; Nectriaceae
Exons: 1
Coding region: 1-738 (245 amino acids)
Source: RefSeq, a predicted model, not a curated record